This is a messenger RNA of Lepisosteus oculatus (spotted gar), 1158 nucleotides long. The record is from RefSeq and is a predicted model, not a curated record. Lineage: Eukaryota; Metazoa; Chordata; Actinopteri; Semionotiformes; Lepisosteidae.
AGUUGUGCGCUGGUUCCCGGAAGUUGUUUUUAAAUGUAUCGCGUCCAUUAUUUUUCUUCAAUGUGACACUGUUUUGUGAAGGUGGUUGUCUUGAAACAUGUUUCUAACAGCGGUAAAUUUGGCCAGGGGCAAAUCCAAGACGAUCCUGGUUCAGAUGGUGAGUGCUGCCGGGACGGGCUACUGCUUCAACACCAAGAGGAACCGGCUCCGCGAGAAACUGGUGCUGCGCAAGCACGACCCGAAAGGUGAGGGAGCGGGAGCCGGGAUCCGUGGAUGUGCUCUCGCGCUCUCCGGCUGGCGCCGCAGGAGGAGUCCGUUCCUUCUGCUUGUGCCAGAAAGGCCGCGAGUGUUGAUUGUGAAUACAGGAGCCCUGCACGUGCUCUCAUCAUCCCUGUCUGCCCAAAACACAAUUAAGCAGCAGCCCCUUUCUGUCAUCUAUAACUAAACAUGCAUUAGUUAUUGGCCUCCAGCUCCCCUCAAUCUGCAUCCACGCAGUCAGCUUUCUCUGGCUGAGAGCACAACGGAAUCAGGGGACCCCGAGGCCUGUCGGAGCUCCUGCAGGAGCUAGCGGCAAAUGUGUGCCGCAGGGCUGUUGCGCUUGUAGGCUUCAGGCCGGCGGACCUGUUUGUCCUUGGCAGUUGGGCCUCGUUUGGUUCUGGCUGUAACUAGUUUUAGCUGCUCAGCUGACUUUGUGAUUUCCUGCGCCAGCUGGACAUUAGAAGAUGCAAUCUGUGACUGGUAUGUAUGCCCUUCUGCAUUCUGUGGUUAAGUAUAUUUUCUAUACUUAUUAUAAAAAGGCCUUUGAGAAAGAUUGAAAUGACAGUGCAUCAGCAGGAGAAGAUGCAUGUUUGUGUGCUGCUGUUAUUCUCUCUGAAAAAAGGCCUUUUUCAUCCAAAAUAAAUGCAUUUUGAAACUGCGUUGAACUGCGCUGUGGCUUCAUACAGCAGCAGAGGGGAUCUGCGGAGCAACAGAGAGCCGAGUGAAUAAUUGAAGCCCAAGUCAUGUGGGGGACAUUCCUUAUGAAAUCAGUCACCUGCUGACCUGAUUUAAAUGAAAAUGUCCGGAAACGUUUGAUCAGCUGUUCAGGUGACGGAGAAUCUCAAAGAUGAUCCAUUUUGAACCCCCCCUACUCUAGUAUAAGCUAUAUCCUCGCUGAUA